AUGGCCGCCGAGCCCAGCGUCGUGCUGCCCAAAGUCGGCGUGCAGUGGAGCCCUGCCAAGCUACCGUCGCGCGAGACGACCUUAUGGCGGUCGAUCCAAGAGAUUGACGCCCAGCGAUCGCUCCUGCUCAACAAGGCUCAGCGCCGGUGCCAGUCGACGUCGGCGCUGCAGCGCUCGCCGCUUGCGUCGCCGACCAAGAAGCCGCCACGUAAGGUCGAGGACCACAUCUUGUGCAGCUGCGGCCAUGACGUGGCGCUGCGUCAGCUCAAGCACCACCAGGCUGUCGAGUGCUCGCACCGUCUCAUUGCGUGCCCUCACCACGGGUGCGACGCCAUCGUGUCAGCCCACGAGCUCCACGCGCACGAACUCUCGGCGUGUCUCGUCUACCGCCACACACAGCAGCUUUUGGACGCCCACCACAUCAAGGCGACGCUCUCCGUGUGCUGUCUGGCGUGCGAGGUCGAGGUGUCGCUGCGGCUCCUGGCUGCGCACGUGGCGCUCGAGUGCGCUUUGCGGCAAGUGCCCUGCCCGCACGCGUCGGAGGGCUGCUCCGAGAUGCACAUUGUGUAUCAGGACCUGGAGCGCCACUUGGCUACAGCGUGCCGCGUCGCCAAGCACAAGGCAGCGGUGCUUGAAGCGUCCAAGACCGUCAACGAGGUGGUCCCCUGCGACUGGUGCAACGAGCCCGUGAAAAAGCGUCACCUGACGGACCACAAGGAAGACGCGUGCUUGAUGCGCGAGCGGCAGUGUCCCAACUGGCCCCUCGGGUGCCGCGAGUGGGUGCCCGUCGGAGCGUUCGCCGAGCACAUAAGCACUGUGUGCAUCGUAACGAUCGGUCGGCACGAGCUCGCCAAGCUUGCGGCGAUCAAGGACGGCCCCGCGCAGUGCCGCGAGUGUGGCGACGAAGUGGCUUUGCGCAAGCUGCCGCAGCACACGCGGGUGUCCUGUCCUGCACGUCUCGUUCCCUGUGCCAACGCUAUCCACGGCUGCAAAGCGACGCUCAAGUUUCGGGAUCGCCAUAUCCACGAGGACGUCAACGUGUCGCCCGAGGCGCGGGCCGUGCUUCGCUUUGGCGCGCGACAGGGCUACGUCCGCAUCGAUGGCGGCGACGACCGCAAGCCGCCGUGGUGCGCCGAGUUCUGGGUCCACCUCUUCUCCAAGGCCGACGAUGUGCUGCACUUUAUGGCUGACGCACUGCGGUGGCAAGCGACGCUGCGAGAGACGCUUCCACGCCUCGACGGCUGCAUUGCCGACGAGAAGGCACUGAAAGAGCAGAUCAAGACGGUUGUGCUGCGUAAGAAGCACAAUGAAGACAACGGCGAACUGACGCGACUACAGACCCAAGCCCAGCUCGUCGACGAAGGCAUCUCGGGCUGCAAGUCGAUCAUCGCCGAGGCCAAUGCGCGCAUCUUUUCGCUCGUCUCGGACGCCGCGACGCUCGUCCAGUCCAUCAACGACAUUGCCGAGCGCGCAAGCCUCUCGGAACAAGUGCGCGUCCAAGCCCAGCUGCGCCAGCCAACGUGGUCGAAAGCCGACUUGGAUUUGUAUGGGCACGUCGAGCACUGGCUCGCAGCGCUCAAGAACGCGGCCGCGACGGCCAAAGCCAACGAAGCCCCCCAUGCCAAGCUCAUCAAGAAGCGCCUGCAGCUACUGCAGGCGAUCGAAGACCACGAGCGGUCGCGUCCCACCGAUGUGCGCGAGAGUGCGCGCUUCUUGAAGCACGCGCGGAAGGAGCUCAGUCGCCUCGACGACAAACUCGCAGCACACGUCGACGUCCCACUGACCCUUGCGCAGGCGCCGAUCGGGUUUCAUACCAUCGCCGCGUCCAAGGCCGCCGGCAUCCACGCCGUCAUGGUGGCUGGCGCCGGCGUGGGUUUGCAUACGUUCGACACGAAAGCGCGCUUCAAGGCCGAGCUCCCGCGGGAGCGCUGGGUGCACAUGGCCCUCAACGCCUCCGCAACCUCGGUGCAACUUGUGCUCGAUGGCGCCGUCGUCGACGAGCGCCCUGGCACGUUCCACCUCCCGAUGGAGACGCUCGGCGCGUCCGAAAAGGCCUUCCGCGGUCAUCUGCAGGAAGUUCGGUACUGGUCGACGACGCGGACCCCGUCCGAGCUUUUGGCGUCCAUGCGAACGACGCUCGCGCUCGCCCCAACGCUCCUAGCAUAUUGGACGCUCGAAGAAGGCAUGGGACCGUUCGUCGAAGACGUGAGCGGCCACUUGCCUCGCGUCCCCAUCUUCAACACGUCGUGGAGUCACUACACGAUGGCAACGCUUCAGCGCCUCGGCGACCCGCCGACGCCGUCGUUCCGGCAACGUCACAUGUGCGCGGUCGUCGUGCGGCGCAACUUCCUCGCCAACAAGCACGCGAUGCGGCAAGUGUCCCGCGAGUGCAGUCUCGGCUGCGGUCUUCACGUCGCGCUGCCAGCGAUGGACAUUCAUGUUCGGUGCGAAUGCCCCAAGCGCAUGGACGUCUGCCGCGCCCCGGGCUGCGGCCGCACGUACAAGGUGUCGCGCGGCCACCGCUGCCGUGUCGCACAACGUCGGGACGACCUCGCUGCCGAGUAUGUUCGCAAGCAUGAGCUGGUCGAGUGCCCGUUCGGCUGCGGCGAGCUCGUCAUUCGCCAAGACGUCGCACGGCAUCGCAAGCUCCACUGCUCGUGCCGGUUUGUCCUGUGCCCCAACGACGGCUGUGGCCGGUCGUACAUCCAGCGCAACGCCAAGUGGCACGUCGCGCACGACUGCGACGCGCCGCAUUUGCUUGCCGAGCGGGCCAUGGUGCAGCGGUCGCGGCAGCGCCAGGAAGCGACACCGAGCGCCGCAUGCAGCCGGGGUACGCCCUUGUCACCACCUCGGGCGCCGCGACGACCCGUUACCACCACGACAACCUCCGAGGAGAGUCCUCUGCCCCGCCGCGCGUCGACCACCAACGCCACGCUAUCCCGUGACAUUGCACAGUUGAAACCUUGA
Messenger RNA from Saprolegnia diclina VS20, 2967 nucleotides. RefSeq lists its product as hypothetical. Gene Ontology annotation, molecular function: zinc ion binding. The record is from RefSeq and is a predicted model, not a curated record. NCBI's taxonomy places the organism in Eukaryota, Oomycota, Saprolegniomycetes, Saprolegniales, Saprolegniaceae. Bases 1 to 2967 code for a protein of 988 amino acids. The transcript has 19 exons.